This is a messenger RNA of Anguilla anguilla (European eel), 2997 nucleotides long. RefSeq names its product tripartite motif-containing protein 14-like. The transcript is spliced from 7 exons. Gene Ontology annotation, molecular function: protein binding; zinc ion binding. The record is from RefSeq and is a predicted model, not a curated record. Bases 119 to 1954 code for a protein of 611 amino acids. Lineage: Eukaryota; Metazoa; Chordata; Actinopteri; Anguilliformes; Anguillidae.
CUGUCCCUUUAAGAGUAAAGUGCAGGAAAGAGGAGUGUAGAAGUUUGAAAUUUCUGGCUCCUCCUCCUGUUUUGGCCAUCCUAGUUUCCUUGUUUCCAGGGGCCUUUUGUUGCGUAGUAUGGCCAGCAUGGGUUCGUCGCUCGAAAUACCUUCCCGUGCGGACACCGAUUGCCCCCUCUGCUCAGGAAAAUGCCGGGAGCCCUCCUUCCUACCGUGUGGACACUGUUUCUGCCGGGCCUGCAUCCAGGAAGUGUGGAGCAGCUCCCCUACGGGGCCGUAUUACUGCCCCGAGUGCAGAGAGGAGUACAGGAAGAUGCCUGCUUUUGAUAGACACGGAGGGGGCCCACCUACCGCCGCUAUGGGAACACAAGGACGCGGGGCGUUUUUCUCUUCAGAUCGCUCGGAUGGAGAAAUGCCCUCCACCUCCACCUCCGCACUCUUAUCUAACCUCACCCAGCGGCUUGGAAAGAGACGGGCGCCCUCCUUUUCCCGGACGGAGAGGAGAGAAAGAGGGGACCCUCCUCCUUCUGUUUCUCCUCCUCCUCCUCCUACUCCGUCAUCUACCGCUCGCGCAGCCUCCGCCGGGCCCGACGGCUCGGUGCGCUGCAGCUACUGUGCCUCGCCCGGCCAGCAGGUGGCGGUGAAGACCUGCCUGGUGUGCGGGGCGUCCAUGUGCGCGGCGCACCUGCGGCACCACCUGGAGUCGCCGGAGUUCCAGGCGCACCCGCUGGUGGCGCCCGUGGCGGACGUCUCCGCGUGGCGCUGCGCGGAGCACCAGGAGGCCAAGAAGAUCUACUGCCGGGACUGCGCGGCGUGCGUGUGCACCGUGUGCACCGUGAUCGGGGCGCACCGCGACCACGCCUGCGUCGGCGUCGCCGAGGCCGAGGGCCAGCUGAGGGGCAGCCUGAGAGAUGACAUGAAGAAAAUGAAAGAGAACGAGGAGGUCAUCCGAAGCAGAGUGGCCAGUCUCCAAGAGAAGGAGCAGAAUAUUCAGGAGACUCUGGACCAGUCCCGGGACAGUCUGAGGCAGCAGUACCAGGCCAUGAGGGAAGCGUUGGACAGGCAGGAGCUGAUGGCUCUGCAGGUCGUGGACCGGGAGGAGCGUCGGGUUCUGGGGGGCGUCCAGGCCCAGCUGGAGCUGCUUCAGGAGGAGCUGAGAUCCAUCCAGACCAGCCUGGACACCCUGGAGGGGCUGUCCAAUUCCAAGGGUGCCGAGCGGGUCAAAGGGCAGGCCUUCAUCAUGGAAUACAGCAAGAUUUCCGAAAGUGUGACAGCGAUGUCCAGCCCGUUAGGGGAGCUGGAGCCCCUGCAGGAGGUCGACCGUGCCCGACUGGGACAGCUGGAGGAAUGGGCCGAGAGGAGGCUGAACGCGUUCCUGCAGGCCACGAUGGACCGGGACGCCCUGCGACUGCUCUAUGGGAUCACCCCCUCUCUGGAUCCCGACACCGCUCAUCAGAAGCUGGUUCUGUCGGAGGGGUACACCAGGGUGACCCACAGCGACGAGCCCCAGCCGUACCCCGACCAGCCGGCCCGCUUCAGCACCUUCCCCCAGGUGCUGGGCGCCAGGGCCCGGGACGGGGGGCGGAGCUACUGGGAGGUGGCGGUGACGGGGGACGGCCGCUGGAAGGUGGGCGUGUGCGACGCCCUCCUCGGACGCAAGGGGGCGAAGGACGCCUGCCGAAUCGGGUUCAACCCCCACUCCUGGUGCCUGUUCGGCGAGCGGGGCAAGAUGGAGGCCCUGCACAACAAGGAGUCCUUCCCCGUGGAGGGCGGCGUCCCCGAGAGGGUGGGGGUGUUCCUGGACAUGGAGAAGGGAAUCCUGUCGUUCUACGCCGUGCCUGAAGGGGGCACCCUCACCCUGCUGCACAGCUUCACGCAGGCGUUCGCUCAGCCCCUCUUCCCCGCGCUGGCCGUGUCCAAAAUGGAGCUGGCCUUCUGCCACCUGUUCCAGUGAACUUGCCCCCUCGCUCUCCCCAGUAACUGGUUGUUUUGGCUUCGCAGGGAUAGUAGAGAAGGAACUUUUAUCUCCUAAAUGCACUUUACCAACAUUACAAAGCAAAAUGCUGACAAGCAAAGCAUUGUAGUAGAAUUGUAGUUGUGGACUGUGAUAAACAGUCCAUGGGCAUUUUAUGCAUAAACACCAGCCAUCCAAUAUGAAAGCCUUAGCUUUGGUCGAAGAGUGUGUUGCUGAAUAUUUGUUGUGUGCAUUUGAAAGAUUUUUUUUUUAAUUUUUUUAAAUGAACACCAAACCCAACCCCCCCCCCCCCAAUCAACUGCACAAACUUUCUUAAAACCUAUCCACUACAACAGGGCAGCUAGUGUCCUCCAUAACAAUGACACAAAUGAUAGCAUUUUUUAAAAUUAUUAGUCAUAAUUAUAAAUUCAAAUUGCAGUUUGAACGACCUUUUCUGAGUUUAGGAAGAGCUGUUGUAAGGCAGAUUUAGAACAUUUUUAAAUAUUUUAAAUAAAAAAUGAACUUUAAAUAAAAAACCUUUGCAUUUCAAAAUAUGCUAUCCCAGUGUGUCGGACAUCUCAAUGUUUGAGUCAUGGAGGUUACUGGCUUACAUGCAUUGCAAAGUGAUCUGAAGCCAGCAGGUUUCUCUCUCUUUUAAUGGAGCACGUUAAAAGCUUCAGACAAGAAAGCCUUGUGAUCUUCAUGAAAAUUCAUUGAAAAUGGCAAACACUAAGUAUUUGCUCGUGAAAGAUAAGGGAAACAAAGCUACGAAGUACAGAGCACCAUGGUGUGGCCCUUCUCAACAAGUAACAAAACACACCCGCAAGAACAAACAGAAAGCAACAAGGACGCAGGUCUACAGAGCUCACUUUAUUUUCAGAAUGAGUGCAGGCGGUUGUGGACGCCGCUGAGACACAGAUAACUGCCAUUUUUCUUGUACAUUCGAUGCUGAAAUGUGGUGCGUUGACUCCAGCCUGACCUUGAGGGUGAGUGAGCUAGUGAGUGAGUGACUACUUUGAAAUAAAAACCAGUUACUUUUUUUU